AAAAAGAAGAAGAAGAGAAGAAAGGGAUGAAGACAUCUCUUGCUGUUUCCGUCCACGAUGUCCUCGUGUGUGGAACGAUCUUCUGACAUUGAGAUAUUUCCUCUGCAGACCGAAAGUAGUGGCGGAAGACUUGUUACCGUGACGGAGGAUUCCAAGGCAAGCACCGAUAGCAGGUCCCCUGUGGCCUGCAUUCUGGCUGCCAUUUCCUUCGUGGCACUCAUUGUUGUGGUGGUGGUCGCUGUUGUGCUGAAGCAACAGACCCGUCGGUACUUCACUGCACACCGAAACUGCAAGGUCUGCUUGGGUCACGAAUACUCUAUACUCGAUGGCAUCAACUAUACAUUCAACCCCUGCAACAACUUCUACGGAUUCGUGUGCGGCAGCUGGAGGUCCGCGAAAUCAGCUGCCAGCCAUCUCGAAGCCACCCUUGCACAGGACAUGGCGACAACGCUUAUGGCCAUCCAAGUGCCCUUGCUUGGGCAAACAGCUAUACAAAAAUCCGCAGCCCUUUUCCAGAGCUGCGUCCGUGGGGCACAGGAAGGACAAAGCUACCAUACCGUGUUCGGCGACCUCUUUGAUUCUUUGGGCUUGUUCUCGAGCGAUGUGCAUCCACUUACAAUUAUUGCGAACAUGUCACUAAGCCUGCGAAUGGACCUUCUAGUAUCGUUUCGACUCGAACCAGCGGAAAUGAAGCUCGUCAUUGCCGAUAUCGAUGCCACGGAGUGGAGAUGGUUAAGGGAACGACUUCUGGCCUCGGGCGCCUACCAUAAGUUUGUUGUCAAUGGGCUGAGGACGCUCCUUCGUAGAGGUAAUGUCCUUAAGGAGGCAGCAAGGAUAAAAGCAAUGGAAGAGACGCUGGCUCGAAGGUUCUUCACCGCCGACUGGGCUCCAGCAGAAGACUCCUGGAAACGGAUGAAGCUUCGUGACCUAGCGAACCUCACGGGAGACGUCAGUGUGAAGCAGUGGGAAACGUCUCUUCAGCCAUUUGUUUUCUGGAACAUUACGUCAAUGUCAGCCGUCGAGGUCGAAAGCGAAAACGUUAUUGUUGUGCUCAACCAUGUGUUGAAUGGAAUCCGGCGUGAAGACUUUCGGAUUUUGCUUCGCUGGUUAGCACUGAGGCCUUUCUAUACCGUUUUGUAUAGGAACGCUACUGGGGCGUCAGUUUAUGGUGCUAAGGGAUGGAUGGAAAAGGCCAUAGCGACACUGUGUCUGAAGGAGAGCGAAGCUGCUAUGGGAUUCGCCGUGGCGGCACCUCUGUUUCUCAAAUGGGUUACACCACGAUCUCUGGCUGCCGCUCGGAAUCUCACCGAGUCCAUUGUCUGUUCACUCUCUGCAGCCAUAAACAGCAGCACGUGGCUGGAGAACACCACUGCUGCUACGGCAGCGCAAAGAGCCACUUCCAUGACGGUCUCCAUAGAACACCCGAAAGAAUUCUCGGACUUGGAGCACCUAAACAGCGUUUACUCAUUUGUUCCGGAUUUGAGCACUGACUACGUUGAGAACUGGAUCACCGUUCGCAAAUCCUUGGCGGAGCCGGAAGGUCACGGUCUCAUACCCUGGUACCCAGUCAUUCGAGGUCUAGAUCGCUACUCGAGUGCGUCGAACCACUUGUGGAUAAGUGGUAAACGAUUGGUACCACCAUACUUCGACGCAAGAUCGGCGGCAGCCAUUCAGGGUGGUCGUUUGGGCUCCGCAAUUGCCCGACUAGCUGCCAUGGCAUUCACGCCCCAUACAAUCGAUUCCUGGUCCGACGCAAGCAAGGAGGCCUAUCGAAGUCGAUACGAGUGUCUUAUGUCGUCGUAUGAAAAGUCAGAUGGAAAGGCAGUGGAGCAAAAGUUUACGGACGCUGCGACUCUCAACGCCCUAUACCGUGCGGUGGAGCUGAGGUCGGGUUGGGGCGACGAAAAACUUAUGCGGUUCACAGGACCUCAGUUGUUCUUCUUGGGACUGUGCUAUUUACUCUGUGGCGACAGCGUCGGCUCCCAACGGUGCAAUGUUCCCCUGAAGAACCUUCCUGGGUUCGCCGACGCUUUCUCAUGUCCCGAAGGUUCACCCAUGAACCCGCGCAAUAAGUGCAUAUUUUGGUGAACUUUCAUACACCUAGUGUAUUAUAGCUUCAUAUGACCAUUAAUACCUUGUGCUUGCAGUACGAGAGAUCUGAACCUUUCGGUCUUUUGAAAUACAUAUUUCUGCAGAAGUCUGCA
Molecule: messenger RNA, 2204 nt
Organism: Ornithodoros turicata
Lineage: Eukaryota; Metazoa; Arthropoda; Arachnida; Ixodida; Argasidae
Product: neprilysin-1-like
Exons: 2
Coding region: 58-2088 (676 amino acids)
Biological process (GO): protein processing
Cellular component (GO): plasma membrane
Molecular function (GO): metalloendopeptidase activity
Source: RefSeq, a predicted model, not a curated record